AUGGCCUUGAAAGAAACCAUUGAUCUUCCAUUAUUCGACAUCUCGCAAGAGACUCCCGAGCUGGGCAAAGCGAUUGUGGACGCCGCAGCAAAAUGGGGCUUCUUGUGGAUCGCACCAUCGCCUUCAAUGUCCGACGCUGAAGCGACGACCAAAGGCACGUACUUCCUCGACGAAGCAACAGUCGACAAUGUCUUCGACAUUUCACGGCGCUUUUUCAAGGAUGCGCCCAUUGAGGAAAAGACAGCAUGCGCCAUCAAGCACAACCGAGGUUACGUCGGCAUGCACGUCGAGAACCUCGACCCGACCAAGCACAAACGCGGCGAUUUCAAGCAGUGCUUCAACCUCUCCGGCCCUGACCCAAGCACCAACGAAUGGCUGCAGCCGCUGCCGACGACAUUUCAACAAGAAGACGCCGCGCUCCGCGACUUCCAUGAUAGGUGUAGGAAGAUGUCGUACCGCAUAUUACGACUGAUCGCAAUGGGCCUGGCUAUCCCUGAUGUCGAUUGGAUAGCGCGCACGCACGACAAUGCGCCGAACACGUCGCGCCUCCUGUGGUAUCCUACACUCCCGCCUGAUACGGACUUUGACCCAGAAGCCGACAUUGGUGCCGGUGCGCACUCCGACUAUGGCAGCAUCACGCUUCUAUUCACAAGACCGGGUCAGCCGGGUCUGGAGAUCCUAAAGCCAGACGGGGACUGGGCGAGUGUACCCAUCUUCCCACCAAAGUAUCAUUCCGACACUUUCCCACCGGUCGUCGUGAACAUUGGGGAUUUGUUGAGUUAUUGGACCAACGGCUUAUUGAGGUCGACUGUUCAUCGUGUCGUGCUGGCGCCGCCGACAAGUAAAGAAAACUCGGCAAAUGAAGAUGCGACCAAUGGGUCUGCGACCAAUGGUCACAACCACAGUAACGGCGACACAGGCUCCAAAGCCGAUCGGUACUCCAUCGCGAUCUUUGUCCAGCCCCAUGAGGAUGCGAAGCUUGUUCCGAUGCCAUCACCACUCGUGGCGGAUAGGGCUGAGAGCUUCCGGAAGGAGGUCAUUGGUCACGGCGGCGGUGUUACCGAUGCUGAGGGAAUGAAGACGCUGACAUCGGGUGAUUAUCUGAGCGCGAGGUUGAAGGCAACAUAUGGUGCCGUCUUUGAGAGGGAGAAAAAGUAG
Exophiala viscosa is the source of this 1158-nucleotide messenger RNA. RefSeq lists its product as uncharacterized. NCBI's taxonomy places the organism in Eukaryota, Fungi, Ascomycota, Eurotiomycetes, Chaetothyriales, Herpotrichiellaceae. The transcript is spliced from 2 exons. Bases 1 to 1158 code for a protein of 385 amino acids. The record is from RefSeq and is a predicted model, not a curated record. Gene Ontology annotation, molecular function: 2-oxoglutarate-dependent dioxygenase activity.